Lottia gigantea (owl limpet) is the source of this 996-nucleotide messenger RNA. RefSeq lists its product as hypothetical. Gene Ontology annotation, biological process: mitochondrial respiratory chain complex I assembly. Bases 1 to 996 code for a protein of 331 amino acids. The transcript has 10 exons. Lineage: Eukaryota; Metazoa; Mollusca; Gastropoda; Lottiidae. Gene Ontology annotation, molecular function: S-adenosylmethionine-dependent methyltransferase activity. The record is from RefSeq and is a predicted model, not a curated record. Gene Ontology annotation, cellular component: mitochondrion.
AUGAAUGUUUUUGAUAGAAAUGCCAAGAGAAUGCAAAGAAAUAGGACCGCAUCAAUGGAAGACUAUGAAGUGUAUAAUUAUGUCAAAGAAGAAGUUGGUUACGGUUUAGCUGAUAGAAUAUGUGAUAUAAAAAGAAAAUUUAAUGUUGCCUUAGAUUUAGGCUGUAGUAGAGGUCAUGUAUCAAAACAUAUUUAUAGUGAUAUGGUCUCAACUCUAUAUCAAUGUGAAUUUGCUGAAAAAGUUUUGGCUCAAAGUGAGGUGUCUCCAGAAGUGCCCACAUAUAAAAUGGUUGCUGAUGAAGAAUUUAUACCUUUUAAAGAAAAGAGUUUAGAUUUAGUUUUCAGUAAUCUAAGUUUACAUUGGGUCAAUGAUUUACCAGGAUGUUUUAGACAGGUUCAACAAUGUUUAAAACCAGAUGGGGCCUUUAUUGGUUCUAUGUUUGGUGGAGAAACCCUUUAUGAGCUGAGAGUAUCAUUACAAUUAGCAGAACAAGAGAGAGAAGGGGGAUUUGCUGCCCAUAUAUCACCAUUUACUGAAGCACAAGAUGUUGGUAAUUUGUUAAACAGAUCAGGUUUUACUCUGUUAACUAUUGAUGUUGAUGAAAUGGUUAUAAAUUAUCCUUCUAUUUAUGAAUUGAUGUAUGACUUAAAAGGUAUGGGUGAGAAUAAUUGUUCAUGGUCACGUAAACCAAUGUUACAUAGAGAUACAAUAUCAGCUGCUGGAGCUAUAUAUAAAGAAAUGUAUGGAAAUGAUCAUGGUGUACCAGCCACUUAUCAGAUUUUAUAUUUUAUUGGGUGGAAACCAGACCCUUCUCAGCCUAAAGCACUACCAAGAGGAUCAGGAGAAGUAUCGUUUAAAGAUUUAGGCAAUUUAGACGAAAUAACAAGAAAGUUACAGGCUAAUAAAGACCAACCACAACAAGUACAGUUAGACGAGAUCUCUAAACAAAUAAAGGCACUUCAGGACCAGAUAAAAGACCCAAAUAAGAAGGAUUGA